Anopheles nili is the source of this 3069-nucleotide messenger RNA. RefSeq lists its product as uncharacterized. Lineage: Eukaryota; Metazoa; Arthropoda; Insecta; Diptera; Culicidae. Gene Ontology annotation, molecular function: RNA polymerase II cis-regulatory region sequence-specific DNA binding; DNA-binding transcription factor activity, RNA polymerase II-specific. Gene Ontology annotation, biological process: regulation of transcription by RNA polymerase II; cell fate commitment. The transcript has 4 exons. The record is from RefSeq and is a predicted model, not a curated record. The coding region runs from base 1 to 2826 and encodes 941 amino acids. Gene Ontology annotation, cellular component: nucleus.
AUGUCGUCCAAGCGGAAGUCACCCCCAAACAAGCUGUCGAACGCGGUGACGAUCGAGAAGAACAACUUCAAGAAGAUCUCGCUCAAAAAUGAAGAGUUCCUCAAGUCGUCCCCGGUGAAGGAGCUCAACUGCACGUUCGAUAGCAACUUCAUCGCGAUGCAGAAGAUGAGCGCUGAUCCUAAAUUUCUGAAACACGACGAUCUGCUCAGUGGCCGGCAUGAUGAACACCUGCUGCCACUCGAGCAUGAUUUCCAUUACAACCUGCCGUUCUUGAAUGUGGCCAGCUACAUUCUGAAGGGUUCGGAUCCCGCUCUCAACAAGGCAGAAAACUACCAGCUGACGAUGAACCUGGACAGUCUGAACAUCUCCAACAGCAACCACGAGACGCCACCGGCUCCGUCCUCUCCGGCAGGUCCACCUCCCAAGAUCAGCCACGCGCCAGUCGCAGGACCUCCUCGCAAGAUCAACAACAUGAUUCUGAACCACCUAAAGUCGAUCGUGGACAACUUUGACAGUCUCAACAACAACGUCAAUGAUAAGAACAACUACACAGGUGGACUGCCGAACAACGUCUGUCAACCGGAGGAGAUACACUUACAGCAGCCCCAACCCCCUCCACCACCAGCACCUACAAUGGAGCAGCCGGCACUGCACCAACUCAAUAACCAAUACGUGGAGAAGAACAACCUAGAGUCGUUCCGUACGCGGCUAGACGAACGUAUCACCAACCUGCAGCUCAGCAUGAACGAGAUCUACCUGAUGCGACUAAACCUGAGUCUGCUGGACUUCCCGAACGAGAUACCGAACACGCUGCUGCACAACCAUCAACCAGUUGGUCACGGGACGGACGGUUCCCCAAACAUGAACUGCAGCACGCAGAACAACAUCAAGCUCAUAAAAAGAAGCUUCAAGGAGUCGCUCUACGAGAAGGAGAAGAACAUCAACCGACUGAUCAUGUAUUUCACGAUAUGGCGUGAGAUGCUGCUGAAGGCAGAAUUUGGUGAAAACCGCAAGUAUAAACAGAACAAUAAUUCCAAAAGCAACCUUGAGCCCACGAACCUGCUUGGGCCGGGCAGUAGUGCGGCCUGUGGCAGCAGUAGUGGUGGGAGUGGUAGCGGGGCAUCACCCCCGGUUGGUUCCGUUCCACCGGUAGCCCCAGUGGCAUCACCUUCCCCAAGCCGAAGCUCCACCGUCAUCGACUGUGAUAUACCUGGGGCAGCUGAGUUGAACACCGAACCCGACAACUGCAUACGCCGAUACCAAAACGUAUUCCAAUCCAUAGCCUGCAAGAUGACGACAGGUGGAGGGGCUGAGCUGGGUGGAGGAGGGCCACUAACACCACACCCAACCGGCAGCGGCUACCCGCAGGUGACGGCAAGUAGUAGUACCGGUGGAGUAGGUCCUGGAACCCUUCGUCGGAAUGCUCGAAAACGGCCACAGUUGUUGCCACCUGAUGCCGAUCCUGAGCAGAUGUGCUUGCCGAAACAACCGAUGCUGGUGGCGCCUCCACUGACCUGCGGUGGAGGCGCCAGUGGUAGCAGUAGUUCCGGUGGAGGUGGUAGUGGCCCACCCUCUGGUCCACUCACCCUGUACGACGAGUACGAGAAGGCGAAGGAAGAAAACCAAAGAUAUUCGAAAGAGCCAGACGCACCGAUCAACCUGUCCAAGCGAAAGCCAUCGCGAGACAGCCCUGUUGGGGUUGUACCUCUUGAGCUAGCAAAUGGGGCCAAGCUACCGGGUAUGGUAGGAGGUGGUCCUGGUGGUCCAGGAGGAGGUGGAGGUGGUCCGUUUGGGGCGGCAGCUGCAGCGGCAGCGGCCGCAGCUGCAGCUGGUCUCUUCAACACCUGCGACUCUGAUGAGUUGAACCAUCGGUUGGAGUUAAUGUCAGACAAAGUUGGGCUAUUGCCAUCAACAGCUGUCGCUUUGCUGGAGAAAGAAUCCGACAAGUACUUCCUCAAGUCGAAACGUGAUCGACUUGAGCUGGAGGCGAACCACCUCUUCGACUAUGGUCCUGGACCUGCCGACGGGCUCCACAAGCACGCGAAGCUGAACCUCUACCAUCAGUCACCGAGUCCUCAUGGUCACGGUAGUCCAGAUGAAAAGCAAGGCCUACUUGGAGAACCGGGCGGUUAUCCGUUGGCCCAGCAAUUCUUCAUCAAGGCGACAGAUCCGGGACCUCACGGUGGACCUGGUGUUGGAGGACCUGGUCUAUCGCCAUUCAACAGCAAUGCCAUGAUCGACAACAUGAAUCGACACCUGCUACAGCGUCAGCAGACACUGGCCGCUGCGGGCAGUGGGAGUGGUGGAGGUGGAGGAGGAGGAGGUGGUGGGGGGAAGAAGGGUGAUAAGGGUGUGUCACUUGGAGGGCUCGAGCUCGGGCCUGACAUCGGUACCGGACGGACUAGGUCGUCAAACACCGAGAAAAACCACAUCAAGCGACCAAUGAACGCAUUUAUGGUGUGGGCGAAGGACGAACGGCGCAAGAUUCUGAAGGCCUGUCCUGACAUGCACAACUCCAACAUCUCGAAAAUCCUGGGCGCACGGUGGAAGGCGAUGACCAACCUGGAGAAGCAACCAUACUACGAGGAGCAGGCGAAACUGUCCAAGCAGCACAUGGAGAAGCAUCCGGACUAUCGAUAUCGGCCACGUCCAAAGCGCACCUGCAUCAUUGACGGCAAGAAGAUGCGCAUCUCCGAGUACAAGUGUUUGAUGAAGAACCGCCGCCAGGAGAUCCGGCAGUUCUGGACGCGUGACUAUGACAGCGGAACCGACCAGAAGUGCCCGCUCAAAGAUGGCGGCAAAGUGAUUAAAAACGAGGCCAUGUAAUAAUACUCCAACAACACAACAAUCCCUUUGACGCCAUUCCAUGUCCAGGUCCUGAUCGCUCCUUCACGCACACACGCAAACAUAUGUAGCCAUGCCAGACAAAACCCCGCCAUAUCCUUUGAAUCGUAUUUAAUAUAUACCAGCGACGACCUAACUAGAGCGUCCGUCAGCGUCGUGUAAUCUGUAUUCCGAGUGUAGAUGUUAACGCUUCCGACGUUCACGUGGUGCCAUGCAAAAAAAAGG